Molecule: messenger RNA, 1748 nt
Organism: Thalassophryne amazonica
Lineage: Eukaryota; Metazoa; Chordata; Actinopteri; Batrachoidiformes; Batrachoididae
Gene: psmd3
Product: proteasome 26S subunit, non-ATPase 3
Exons: 12
Coding region: 85-1608 (507 amino acids)
Biological process (GO): regulation of protein catabolic process; ubiquitin-dependent protein catabolic process
Cellular component (GO): proteasome complex; proteasome regulatory particle, lid subcomplex
Molecular function (GO): protein binding; enzyme regulator activity
Source: RefSeq, a predicted model, not a curated record
CCCAUAAUCCUUUGCUCCGUGCAAAACAAAAUAGUUGCCAGUCAUCGUUUGUAGUCAGAUUGUUUUAUCUGCUAUUCAGGCACAAUGAAAGAAACAGCGGCCAAGCGGCGGGAGAAGGCGGCUUCUAAAGCCGACAAGCAGCCGAAAGACGUGGAGUCGCAGGAUGUAGAAAUGCCAGAGGAGGAGGUUAAAACGCCGCGAGAGGUGGACACGCUCGAUGACAUUAAGGAGCAUGUAAAGCAGAUUGAGAAGGCAGUGUCGGGCAAGGAACCUCGCUUUGUACUGCGAGCUUUGCGGGCGUUGCCAUCCACCAGUCGCCGUCUCAACUCUACUGUGCUUCACAAAGCCAUCCAUGGCUUCUUCACCAAUGCAGCUGCCACCCGAGACUUUUUGCUGGGCUUCCUGGAGGAGCCGAUGGAGAUGGCUGACAGCGAUGUCCAGUUUCGUCCAAGGACAGGGAAGGCAGCAGCUGCUCCUCUGCUACCUGAGGUGGAAGCAUAUCUGCAGCUCCUUCUAGUGGUUUACCUGACCAACAACAAGAGAUACACUGAGGCUCAGAAAGUGUCUGAUGGCCUCCUGCAGAAGAUUGGCUCAAAGAACCGGAGAGCUUUGGAUCUGGUCGCUGCCAAAUGCUACUAUUACCACGCUCGAGUGUUCGAGUUCCUGAACCAGCUGGACACCAUUCGCAGCUUCCUGCACACACGACUGCGCACGGCCACACUGCGUCACGAUGCUGACGGACAGGCGGUGUUGUUGAAUCUGUUGCUAAGGAACUAUCUGCACUACAACCUGUACGAUCAGGCUGAGAAACUCGUCUCCAAGUCAGUCUUCCCCGAGCUGGCCAAUAACAACGAGUGGGCCCGAUACCUCUACUACACCGGUCGUAUUAAGGCCAUCCAGCUGGAGUACUCGGAGGCCCGGAGGACUCUGACCAACGCACUGAGGAAAGCGCCGCAGCAUACUGCCGUUGGCUUCAAACAGACGGUCCAUAAGCUGCUGAUCGUGGUCGAGUUGUUGUUGGGGGAGAUUCCUGACAGGCUUCAGUUCAGGCAGCCUUCCCUCAAACGUUCCCUCAUGCCGUAUUUUCUCCUCACGCAAGCGGUCAGGAUGGGUAACCUGGCUAAGUUUAACCAGGUCUUGGAGCAGUUUGGGGAGAAGUUUCAGACUGAUGGGACGUACACGCUCAUCAUCCGCCUCAGACACAACGUCAUCAAGACUGGUGUUCGUAUGAUCAGCCUGUCAUACUCUCGUAUCUCGCUGGCUGAUAUCGCACAGAAGCUGCAGCUGGACAGUCCAGAAGAUGCUGAGUUUAUUGUUGCCAAGGCAAUCCGUGAUGGCGUCAUUGAGGCAAGCAUCAACCACGAGAAGGGUUUUGUUCAGUCCAAAGAGACGAUGGACAUCUAUGGGACUAGAGAGCCUCAGCUGGCGUUCCAUCAGAGAAUCUCCUUCUGCCUCGACAUCCACAACAUGUCUGUCAAGGCCAUGAGGUUUCCUCCUAAAGCCUACAACAAAGACCUGGAGUCUGCAGAGGAGCGCCGUGAGCGCGAGCAGCAGGAUCUGGAGUUUGCCAAAGAAAUGGCUGAAGAUGAUGAUGACGGCUUCCCAUGAUUCUCUUUGUUCUCUGAUGUUGACAGAUGAAUUACCCACAAUCCCCCUCUGCUCUUGUCUUUGGCUUUUCCCUGUUGUGUCCUUUGAUCUUGCAUUUAAUGUGCCGACUGUUGAAAGAAAUUAAAGUUUUUGUUUAAAUA